UUCCUUAAUACAUCUUGCUUUAAUUAGGAAAAGUUUUAAUGUAUUCAUACAGGAGAGAUUUUACAGCAUAUGCAGACAUAUGCUUCAGUGAGUUUGGUGAUAGGGUUCUACAUUGGACUACUCUAAACGAGGCCAAUGUGUUUGUUUUAGGAGGCUAUGAUCUUGGAUCUCUGCCACCUCGACGAUGCUCGGCCUCUCUUCCAUUUAAUUGUUCGAAAGGCAACUCAUCAACCGAACCAUAUAUGGCAGCUCAUAAUAUGUUAUUAGCGCAUGCAGCAGUGGCAAAGUUAUACAAGAAUAAAUAUCAGGAUAAACAACAUGGAUUUAUAGGGCUGAACCUCUUCAGCUAUUGGUAUGUUCCUUUAACAAACACAACAGAAGACAUAAUUGCAGCUGAAAGGGCCAAUAAUUUCUACGUUGGUUGGUUUAUGCAUCCUCUGGUAUAUGGAGACUAUCCUGGCUCGAUGAAGGAGAUUGCUGGUUCAAGGAUGCCAGCCUUCACCAAUUUUGAAUCCAAGCAGGUCAAAGAUUCAUUUGACUUCAUUGGGCUUAACUUUUACUUCACAAUGUGUGUUAAGGACCAGCCUAGCAGCUUACAGAUCGAGCACAGAGAUGUUAUGGCAGAUAUGGCUCUAGAACUAAUGCGUAUGUCAUCUUGCGUAUGAAACCAGGGUGUUUAUGUGUCUUCACAAGCAUGUCUGGACCGCCUUUUUUAUGUGAUGUCCUCCCUUUAAAACUAAUAUGAAUUAAUUCUACUCCUGGUUACUGUGAGCUUUCAGAAAAAACGUUUCCUUUUUAUCUUUCCAAACUACUUUUAUUUUCUUUACGUUAAUGUAGCUUGACAAAUCAACACUGCUCUUCAUCACAUCCGAUUGCAGUGUUGUGUACUUACUUUCUUGUUCUUGCAGCUUUACAAUAUAAUGCAUCAAUAUUUGAGGUGAGUUAGAACACCAAAAUUUUAAGUGUCCAAGAGGUUAGUUUGAUGCAUCACUAACCUUCUAAUGUUUCGCUCAGUUUCCUAUUGUACCUUGGGGCCUCAAAAGGUUACUGGAGUAUUUCAAGGAAGUUUAUGGAAAUCCUCCUAUUUAUAUCCAUGAAAAUGGUCUCUCUCUCUCUCUCUCUCUCU
Messenger RNA from Durio zibethinus, 1126 nucleotides. The record is from RefSeq and is a predicted model, not a curated record. NCBI's taxonomy places the organism in Eukaryota, Viridiplantae, Streptophyta, Magnoliopsida, Malvales, Malvaceae.